AUACAGGUAAAGUGAGAAAGGGGUCAAACACCGUUGGAAACAUCCAAGUUACAUGUAUUAUACAAAUACUGCAUUUUCUUUUAAAUUAACCCCAGGAACACGUGUGAAAAUAAUUUCUUCUAUACAAAGGUACAUGUAUAUUAACUCUAUUCAGAAUGGAUAUAAGAGGUAUUAUUUGAUUCUUAUUCCAUCGGGAUAACUUUAUUCGUCAUUUCUGAACACACAGCCAAGAGACAUGAAGUUGGUUGCAGCACUUGCUAUUUUGUGUGGAUGGACAUACUCGGUAUCGGCGGACGGUAAGUGUGGACGGGGCUGGGUCCAAUACAGAGAUUCCUGCUAUUUCAUCAGUGAACGUCAGAAGUUCACCUGGUUCGAUGCCUGGAAUGCGUGCUGGAUCCUACAAGGCUAUCCCGUAGAGAUUUCAUCAAAAAAUGAGCAGAAGUUCCUCGGCGAGAAAAUGGGCGAUGGAGCUUACCACACGGGAGGGAAUGAGGUACUCGGCAGACUUAUUUGGCACACAGGGUUACGGCGUUUCGGGUACAAGUCACUCGACUGGAGAGGCAGUGAUAAAAAGAAAUUCCGUAACCGGAAGUGUGUAGCGGCCAUGCGCAUCCGCGGGAAAAUGAGGCUUAUCAAGAAAAGAUGCCAUUCUUUAGAGAAAAUCAUUUGUGAAAGACCAGUCAAUCUGUUUAAAUGGUAUUCCCCGUGAUUCACAAAGAGUGUUACUGUAUAAUUAUCGGGCAAAUAAAGUUUUCAUUAGUUAGUUUUGGUACGUGUUUCUUUCCAUGUGUUUGAUCUGGUAUGUCUCUUAUUAGG
Molecule: messenger RNA, 816 nt
Organism: Saccostrea cuccullata (small rock oyster)
Lineage: Eukaryota; Metazoa; Mollusca; Bivalvia; Ostreida; Ostreidae
Exons: 5
Coding region: 236-709 (157 amino acids)
Source: RefSeq, a predicted model, not a curated record